Messenger RNA from Lindgomyces ingoldianus, 740 nucleotides. RefSeq names its product cupin domain-containing protein. NCBI's taxonomy places the organism in Eukaryota, Fungi, Ascomycota, Dothideomycetes, Pleosporales, Lindgomycetaceae. The record is from RefSeq and is a predicted model, not a curated record. The transcript has a single exon. The coding region runs from base 134 to 682 and encodes 182 amino acids.
UGCUCUGAUUUACGGCUUCCUUCCAGACUGCACGGAGCUGCCUUCCCUCAAGACACACAUCCCAGCGUGGGCCUUCCAUACACCAAAAGAACACUCAAUCCAAUACCUUGGACAAGACGAGCGUUCCCCCAUCAUGGCACACGUCGGCGCACUUCCGAAAAUCUAUCGGUAUAUCACAACCCACAAUGCCGAAGGCAAGGCCGUUUUUAGCGACAAAUUCGACGAGGAAAGCAAGAUGAAGGCAAAUGACGAUGGAAUCGCGUUCGCUCUCAGCUACACGACCAAAGGGUUUCCUGUGAACAUGGACAACGACGAGGACCUGGAUGUGUAUGGGAGCUUCUUAAAGGACGCACCCGGGUUAGUUGUGUCGGGAGGGACUGUUCUCCGGCAUGUAGACAUCCCUCCGAGCACAGCCUGCACCAUGCACCGUACUGUUAGCCUGGAUUAUGGAGCAGUCCUCGAGGGCGAGGUCGAGCUGCUGUUGGACAGUGGGGAGAAGAGGCUCAUGAAGAGAGGCGAUGUUGCGAUUCAGCGAGGGACCAUCCACCAGUGGAUCAACCCAAGCAAGACGGAGUGGACGAGGAUGCUGUUUGUGCUGCAGCCGAGCAAGCCGUUGACGAUCGCGGGAGAGGCAUUUGGGGAGGAUCUGGCGGGCAUGGCAGGCGUACGGCCAUCACACUGAGCAUAUUACUGGAAGCUUGACAUAGGCGUAGAUAGACACUCAAGUUGAGAUGAAUGGA